Messenger RNA from Nezara viridula (southern green stink bug), 6190 nucleotides. NCBI's taxonomy places the organism in Eukaryota, Metazoa, Arthropoda, Insecta, Hemiptera, Pentatomidae. The record is from the annotation of a GenBank genome assembly.
GAAUGACUCACCCGAUAGCAUUCAGGAGAUAUUUUAUUUAGUCACAUUCCUUGUUGCUUCUUUAGUGUUAGUUAAUUUCAUCUGUCAAAUUUUGAUCUUUUUGUAUAUAUUUACUGAAGAAUAGCUUGUCAUCAAUAAAUUAUCACAAUAUGAUGACUGAUCAUAUUGGUGGAAUAACCCUUAAAUGGGAUCCAAAAAACCUGGAAAUACGAACUUUGUCAGUGGAGAAAACUUUAGAACCACUUGUCUUACAGGUGACAACACUUGUAAAUACUAAAGGGCCCAGUAAAAAGAAAAAGGGAAGGUCAAAACGCGCUCAUGUUUUGGUUGCAGCUGUCGAAAAAGCCACUGAAAAUUUUAUUGAAAAAGGUGAAAUGAUAGCUUAUGAAAAUCCUGAUAUUAAGCAAGAAAUGCUGUCAGCUGUAGAAGAAGUGAGAAAAACAGGGGAAGCUAUGAGUGCAGCUGCAAGAGAAUUUGCUGAUGAUCCAUGCUCAUCAAUCAAACGUGGUAAUAUGGUACGAGCAGCCCGCAACUUGCUCUCUGCUGUGACUAGACUACUGAUUCUAGCCGACAUGGUAGAUGUACAUCUGCUGUUGAAGUCUCUUAGAGUAGUUGAAGAUGAUCUGGUCAAAGUUAAAAAUGCAUCAAGCCAACCAGAACUACUUGAAAACAUUAAAGCAUUUGGACGUAACGCUUCCGAGUUAAUGUCUCAGGCUGCCAAACGGCAGCUUGAGCUAAAGGAUUCACAGCUGAGGGACGACUUAGCUGCAGCACGUGCUGUUUUGAAGAAACAUAGCACCAUGUUACUGACUGCAUCCAAGGUAUAUGUCAGACAUCCUGAACUUGCUGCUGCUAAGGCAAAUCGUGAUUAUGUUUUUAAACAAGUUUGUGAAGCUGUCAAUACAAUCAGUGAUGUAGCUCAGGGUAAAGGACCAUCGAUCACUACCAAUCCUUACGAAGGCCCUGGCGAGCUUGCAGCUGCUUUGGAUGAUUUUGAUGAACGUAUGGUAAUGGAACCUUUGGCUUAUUCUGAGGUAGCUACAAGACCAUCUCUUGAAGAAAGGUUAGAAAGCAUUAUAAGUGGUGCAGCGCUUAUGGCUGACUCUUCUUGCACAAGAGACGAGAGAAGGGAGCGCAUAGUUGCCGAGUGUAAUGCUGUACGUCAAGCUCUUCAAGAUCUUCUGUCGGAAUAUAUGGCUAAUAUGAGUGUUAAAGAACAAAGCGAAGGUCUGGAGAGAGCCAUUGAUCAUAUGUGUCGCAAGACGAGAGAUUUAAGAAGACAGUUGAGGAAGGCAGUUGUCGACCAUGUUUCUGAUAGCUUUCUUGAAACCAGUGUCCCUCUACUGGUUUUAAUUGAAGCUGCUAGAGCAGGUAAUGAGAAAGAUGUCGAAGAAUAUGCAUUGGUUUUUCAGGAGCAUGCCAAUAAACUUGUUGAGGUUGCUAAUUUAGCAUGCUCUAUGUCUGGAAACGAGGAUGGGGUUAAGAUGGUGCGUUAUGCUGCGGCUCAGAUAGAUGCUCUUUGCCCACAAGUUAUUAAUGCGGCUCGUAUUCUUGGAGCUAGACCUAAAUCAAAAGUUGCUCAAGAAAAUAUGGACGUCUUCAGGGACUCAUGGGAGUCUCAAGUUCGUGUAUUAACAGAAGCCGUUGAUGACAUAACAACAAUUGAUGAUUUCUUAGCUGUUUCUGAGAACCAUAUCCUUGAAGAUGUUAACAAGUGUGUUAUGGCCUUGCAAGAGGGAGAUGGAGAUUCUUUAGAUAGAACAGCUGGUGCUAUCAGGGGUCGUUCAGCUCGUGUAGCAAACGUUGUUACUGCUGAAAUGGACAAUUAUGAACCAGGAAUUUACACAGAAAGAGUUCUGGAAGCUAUUAAAGUUCUUAGAGAACAGGUGAUGCCUAAUUUUGCUCAAAGAGUAGAAGUUGCUGUAGACGCUCUUUCAUCAAAUCCUCCUAAAGAUGUUGAUGAAAAUGAAUUCAUUGAUGCUUCACGUUUGGUCUACGAUGGUGUUAGAGAAAUUAGAAGAGCUGUCCUCAUGAACAGGAGCUCUGAAGAUUUAGACACUGACACGGAAUUCGAACCAUGUGAGGACAACAUGACUAUUGAUACGAAGACUAGACCUAGUGCACAUACUGAUCAUGGUGUUGAUGAGUAUCCAGAAAUUAGUGGUAUUACUACAGCAAGGGAAGCCAUGCGUAAGAUGACAGAGGAGGAUAAGCAGAAGAUUGCUCAACAGGUGGAAUAUUUCAGAACAGAGAAGUUGAAGUUCGACAGAGAAGUGGCCAAAUGGGAUGAUACGGGCAAUGACAUUAUUGUUUUAGCAAAACAUAUGUGCAUGAUAAUGAUGGAAAUGACGGAUUUCACCAGAGGUCGAGGUCCGUUGAAAACAACAAUGGAUGUCAUUAAUGCUGCCAAGAAAAUCUCUGAAGCUGGAACCAAACUGGAUAAAUUAACCAGGCAGAUAGCUGAUCAGUGCCCGGAAUCAUCUACUAAAAAAGAUCUUUUGGCCUACCUUCAACGAAUCGCUCUGUACUGUCAUCAGUUGAACAUCACUUCGAAAGUGAAGGCUGAUGUUCAGAAUAUAAGUGGUGAACUAAUAGUUUCAGGGCUCGACAGUGCUACAUCUCUAAUUCAAGCCGCCAAGAACUUGAUGAAUGCGGUUGUACUGACCGUAAAGUCAUCUUAUGUUGCUAGCACGAAGUACCCACGACAAGGAACAGUAUCAUCUCCAAUUGUUGUUUGGAAAAUGAAAGCCCCCGAAAAGAAACCUCUUGUCAGACCAGAAAAACCUGAAGAAGUUAAAGCAAAAGUGAGAAAAGGGUCACAGAAGAAAAUACAGAACCCUAUCAAGGCUCUAUCUGAAUUUCAGAGUCCCGCAGAAUCAGUUUAAAAGGUCUACUAUUGUUAUGUUUUUAUGUACAUUAAAUUCUACUGUUAUUUUUUAACAAUAUUAUAGUUUAUUCGAUAGUGAAUGUAUUACAGAUGAAGUAUAAUGUUUUUAUAUUAAUAUAAUAUAUAUUUAAAUUUAAAACAAAAAAAUCUUUCCAAUUUAUCUUCUUCUUUAUAAGUUGUAAACAGUGGACUUAAAAAAGUGCCAAAAAUUUGCAUUUGGCAAAUAUUUUCCAGUAGAAAACUUGGUAUUUUUUCUUUAUAAUAAAUAAAUAAAUUUUGAUUUAGUUAAAAAGUGUGUCUGUGUGAAUACACUGAAACUUGAAAAAAUAUACUAUUGUAUGUGCUACUAACAUAUUUCUUAAUAUAUUUAUGAAGUAUUUGCUUAGUAUUAGUGGUAAACAGAAUAUCUUUAUUGCAAUAUUUAUGAAAAAAUGCUAUUAUUCAAAUUAAUUCAUUGGAAAUUCUAGGAUAAAGAAACUUUAGGCUUAUUCAUGAACUUUUUUUCCUUGUUUUUGGCUAUUUUAUAUUUUAGUGCUGUUAUAUUUUUACUUUUGAUUAAUAACCCUCAAAUAUUUAUUUUGAAGGGGUUAAAAAAUAGUAUUUAUGAGUCAUUUUUUUCAUUGGCAUGUUUUACUGCUGUCUUAUAGAUUUUAUGUUAAAUAAAUGGUAAUGGACUUGAACAAAUCUACAUCUUUUUGAGUGACAUACUAAUCUGAAAGCAUUGUAUUUAUUGUCUAAGCAUAAUAAAUAAGAAUUUGCUCAUUUAGUUUUUUCAGUUUAGUCAGUACCAAUUGCCAACAUGUUUGGUAAACAGUAAACAAUUUAUUAAUAUACCUUUAAUGUUUAAAUUGGGUUAAACUACACUCACUGUUGUCAAGAAAGGAAAUUUGUUCGUGAAUUUGCUCAUUCCGUAUUGUUAUGAUUAGUUUCUCUUUUAUUCUUAAGAUAAUUAAUCAUUGCAUUACUGUAUAUUAGCUGUUAGUUUAGUAUUUUAUAAAGGCAUGACAAAUUCUAAAUUCACAUGUAUUAUCAAUAAUAGAAAAGCAAUGUUGGACCUCAGUGAAUAUUGCCUGAUUUGCCCAACUAGUAUUUAACUUUUGAAGACUGAAAAAUUAAAUUAAAAUUAAUAUUGAAUACAAGCACUAAAAGGAGUGAGAUGAUUCUUCUAGUGAUAAUGAUCUAAUUAUAAUUUUUUUUUACUAAAUUAGUUUAAAAUAUUAACUGGAGACAUGUCAAUCAAAAUUAAAUUUCUAAAUGUAUUGAUAGUUAUUCAUUUUUGCUGAUUUUUUUUUAAAUAGCGUUCUUUUAUAUUUCUGUUCUAUAAAAUUAUUUUAAUUUUCAAUGUUUGUCAAUUUUUUAUUAUUUUUUAGAAGCUUAUCUGAUAUAUGUUAUAUUUGCAAUGCACAUUCUGGAUAGUUAGUAUUUUAUGCUGAUGGCAUUAAGUAAUUUUAUAUUUGUUGGAUAGUUUUAAUCUUAAACUGUAUGAAAUCUGUGAUGUCUUCUCAAAUUUACCAUGAUUUUGUUAUUUUUUUUUUUUUUUUUUUUUUUUUUUAAUAAAUUAUUCAAUGCUAAUGUAAAAUGAAUUGAAGCUCCAAUUUUUUUUACCAAAUAAAUGGCUAUGGUUUGGGGUGAGUCUCUAGGAUCACCGAAUAUGUUUAGCAUAUAAAUUAAUUUUUUGUUUGUUUUAUUUUUAAUGGUUUUGAAAAAUUAAAUUGAUCUUUUAAAGCUAUAGUAGAUUUUAUUAUUUAAAUGUAUUUAUUGUAUAUUUGUUAUGAUUUUUUAUCUCAUUACGUAGAGUAUUAUUUAUUUAUUGUAUCAUUAUAGUUAUAAUUUAUGAGGAACGUUCAUGUAAACAUUCCCAUUAUUUUACAACUUUUGUCUUAAGCCAAAGUUUAAUUUAAUUUUAAGUAACUUUUUUUUUAAUUUAAAAUUAUUUGAUAGGCACAUUAUAUUUAUAGAUGGGGUUUAUUAGUAAUAUUUUUAUUCUAUAUCACAUAGCCUUUUUAUAGAUAAUGAUAUGUGUAUAUGAAUUAAAAUACACCAAAAUUGUAUAAAUGCAUUAAUUUUUGUUUUAUUUUUUAUUUAACCGUCAUCCUAUACCUCUUUCCUGAAACUGAACAUAAUUUAAAUUUUAUUUUAAAAUAAAUGAUUUUAUACUUGUCAAUUUUAAGAUAGUGAAGACCUUAAUUGUAACAUUACCCUAAAAAGUAUUUCCUUUUGAAUAUAUCUCCCAUCUAACACUUAAUUAUUUCAUUGCCAUCGUCAUAUUCUUUUCUUCUUAAAGGCCUCUUCAUGCAGUUUUAAGUUGAUGUUAGUAGAGUCUGAAUUAGAUGUGUCUGUAUUGUGCAAUUCCAUUCUCCUACUUAAAUCUAUAUUAAUGCAUCUCCAUCACCAUCUUCUGAGGAGAUGCAUGCAGAUAAAAUUGAAUACAUAAAGCUGUAUUGAUUUUUUCUGGAAGUUAAUUUUACAUUAAAUAAAUUAUUUGUUUGGCUAACUAUUCUCUGAUACCUUGACUCCCCAUUGUGAUAUUAUUAUUUAUUAAAUUAUUGUAAUAGGCCCAGGGAACUGUAAAAGGUCAACAUUUUUAGAGAAGUUUUCAAAUCUAAUGUAAACCCUUUCCGUCAUUUACUUUAAAUUAUUCCGUGUUCUAAUUUCUUAGUUUUUGUAAAAUGUGUAUAAAUCUAAUAUUUGAAUUAUUUGUAGCAUGGCUGUUGAUAUAGCAAUCUUUAAAUUUAAACCAAUAGUUAUUAAUAAUGAAAUAUAAAAAUCAUAGAAAGAAAUGUUAUCUAACUUUUUUUUUUAGUAAAAAUUUUGAACAAAACUUCAAUGCAUUUACUAUCUGUUGUUAGCAUUGAAAACUAAAGAAUGUGUUCUAAACUCAUUACAGUACCUAAAACUACCAAAAUAUAAUUAUAAAAUUUUAAGAUUCAUUUAAAAAAGAUUAGGGAGCGGGGUAGCUCAGUGGUAGGGCACUGAGCUUCCAAUGCAAAGGCCCCAAGUUCGAACCCCGGCUCAUGGCAGAAAAUUUAUUUAUCUGUUUCAUUGGCCGUGGGGCGACCUUGGGUCAGGAGUCCCUCCUGGGGCACACCCAGCCUCUAUAAAGUGGGUACCCUUAAUUAUAUAAUUAAUUAGGGGGGAAAACCUGGCGGUUGAGCGUGAUCUCGGUCAAAUCACCUCCUUGCACAACAGUGGACCUAGAAACAGUGCUUUCCCUAAAUAGUACUGAACCCCAGACCCUUUAUGGGUUGUAGUGGUACAGGUUUUUUUAAAAAAGAUUCAUUAGGUUUUGGAAUUAAGAUUAUG